Messenger RNA from Rhododendron vialii, 2091 nucleotides. Its product is annotated as tRNA dimethylallyltransferase 9. Gene Ontology annotation, molecular function: tRNA dimethylallyltransferase activity. The record is from RefSeq and is a predicted model, not a curated record. Bases 79 to 1467 code for a protein of 462 amino acids. NCBI's taxonomy places the organism in Eukaryota, Viridiplantae, Streptophyta, Magnoliopsida, Ericales, Ericaceae. Gene Ontology annotation, biological process: tRNA modification; cytokinin biosynthetic process. The transcript is spliced from 11 exons.
GGAGCCUGAAGCUAAAACCUCACCAAAUUCUCAUCUCUUUCAUAUACAUCAUCUCUCUCUCCCCUUCCGACGCAGAAAAUGAUAAGCCAUGUCGGGAGUAUCCACACGCGUUGCCUGCACCUCUCGUACUACGCUGCGGGGCCUCGGCUAUCGUCCUCCGUGCUCUCUUUCCGCCGCCACUGCCGCCGGCUGUUCGCCAGCACCUGCUCCGUGGGAAACAAGGCCGCGGAUGGGAAGGAGAAAGUAAUCGUGAUUUCAGGCCCCACCGGUGCCGGAAAAAGUAGGCUCGCUUUGGAGCUGGCGAAGCGGCUCAACGGAGAGAUCAUAAGUGCCGACUCUGUCCAGGUAUAUCGAGGCCUUGAUAUUGGAUCUGCAAAGCCUUCAGUGAGUGAAAGACAGGAAGUGCCACACCAUUUGAUUGACAUAUUGCACCCAUCUGAAGAAUACUCUGUUGGGCAAUUUUUUGAGGAUGCAAGAAAAGCUACAAGAGAUGUUCUUAACAACGGUCGUGUUCCAAUAGUUACAGGAGGGACUGGAUUAUACUUACGAUGGUACAUAUACGGAAAGCCAGAUGUUCCAAAAGCUUCCCUAGAGAUUGCUUCUGAAGUUGACUCAGAGCUUGCUGAUUUGCAGCAAAAUGGUGACUGGGAUGCAGCUGUUGAUUUGGUGGUUAAGGCAGGUGAUCCAAAGGCCCAAUCUUUAGCUGCUAAUGAUUGGUAUCGUCUGCGUCGCACUCUUGAAAUCAUUCGGUCUAGUGGAUCACCUCCGUCUGCUUUUCGAGUACCGUAUGACUCCUUCCGGGAAUCUAUUGAUUCACGAGUUACAGAAUGCUCUCUUGAUGACGGUUCUUCUGAUGAAAGAAUCGAGGAGAGUAAAUCAACAGAUUUGGACUAUGAGUUCAAUUGUUUUUUCCUUUCCGGUCAGAGACUGGAUCUCUAUAGAUCGAUUGAUUUGCGAUGUGAAGAUAUGCUUUUAGGAAGUGAUGGCAUUUUGUCUGAAGCCCAAUGGCUUCUUGAUAUUGGUCUUCUGCCAAAUUCAAAUUCUGCAACUCGAGCAAUUGGUUACAGACAGGCUAUGGAAUACUUACUCAAGUGUAGAGAACAAGGGGGCUGGAGUUCCUCCAGGGAGUUUUAUGCUUUUUUAUCCGAAUUUCAGAAAGUAUCUAGAAAUUUUGCAAAAAGGCAAUUGACUUGGUUCCGUAACGAGCACAUUUAUCAUUGGCUUGAUGCUUCUAAAUCCUUGGAAAAUGUGCUAGAUUUCAUAACUGAUGCAUAUAAUGACCAAAGUGGGACUUUGAUUGUUCCUGAAUCACUUAAUAUGAAGAAAGACAUAUCAAAGCGAGAAACUUCAAUAUUGAAGGGCUACCGUGCUAAAAAUAGGCAUUUUGUUAGCCGAGAUAGUUGUUCCAGCAUUUUGGAUUGGAUUGGAAGAACUCAAGGACGAACUGCUGAGUUUAUUCAUCAAUAAACACCUAGCCAACUUUCCCUUCAACAUUUCAACCCUUUCGGAACCUGAGCAGUCUAAUCAAGUUUGAGAUCCUUUCUGAGGUUAGUUUUGAUGCUUUAUUCGACGUCUUCGAACUGAUUGCCAAGCAAUAUCAAUGUUUUUGUAUCUGAGUGCAAAUGAUCUCGUGCUCUUGCCUGCCGUCUUUUGAAUACCAAGAAUCACGUUGACUGUCCUCUUGUCUUUCCUAUGGGAAACUGGAUCAGCCACAUUUAUCCAUGCGCCUAUUAUUCUUGGGGUCUUAACAAUCAUUUCAUAUCGUCUCUGAAUUUAGAGCUUGAAGACUUUAUUAUCUUAAUGCUGCAGAAUGACUCUUUUUUGUUGAGCAUUCAUCACCUGAGGGCUCAUUGGGAACUUUCUGAAGCCAUGCGCUUGGUUAUGAGCCCAAUUACGGCUGAAAGACAAUCUGGUGAUUUAGGCUGUGGUUUUAUGCCCCUUGAGAUAAUGUAUGUAUACCGAAACAAGCACUCCUCUUGAUCUGUAUCGUCUCAAUUUUACUCUAUUCUACUCUUUUGUUUUAGCAAAAUGUAUAGUUGCUGCAACAUAGAGCCAAUAUUGUUGUAUAAGUUAUUAUUCGACAUUGACUAA